CCUGACAGCGUCGCUGCGGCGGCAGCGCCCGCGGAGAGCGCAGCAGCCCUAGUCCUGGUGGCAGAGCCUGCGCCGCCGACCGCGGGGACCGCGACCCCGCUCGGCGACGGGCUCGACGCGGCAAUGGUCGUGGACCAGCUUGGUGCGGCACUCGGCCUCCUGGAGUGCGCAUCGCCGUCGCCCUCGCGGGCGGGCGCCCGCAGCCGCAGCCGCAGCCGCAGCCCGCGCGGGGCGCCGCUCGCCCUGCCCCUGCAAGUGACGGCCGAGGACCUUAGGCUCUGGCGGGCUGCCUGGGCCAAUCACUGCGCCCACGGCUGCUCCUCCGACGAGGCCAGCAAGCGGGCCUGCUGGAUUGGCUGGGCGCGGGCGCAUCAGUGGCGCGGGGAAGCGUGCCCCGGCGAUUGGGAGGACCCCCCAAUGCCCGAGGACGCGGCCGUGCAGGAGCUCAGCGACGCGGGCGAGCCGCACGAGACUGCGGCGCCGCAGCUUCGCCGCAGCGGCGCCAACAGCUGCCUCGCGCUAAGCGAGACCAGCGAGACUGAAGGAGCUCCGAUUGGGCUCUUGGACGCAGCGGCUGAGCUCCGCGCGGCGUUCGGGAUCGAGGAGCCCGAUCCGCCCGAGUUCGGGCACGAGGCAGCUGAUGCCGACGAUGCCGAUGCGGCUCUGUGGCGCGGCGUGUGGGGCGAGGCUGAGCAGGAAGCAGCUGAUGCAGACGCAGACGCCGCCGUCGCCACGAGCGAUGACCCACAUGGCGCCGCGACGGGCGGCACAUCGGAGUCGCAGGCAAGCAGCUUGCCCUUGGGGUCAUACGUGGCAACGCCGGUGGAUCUGGUCCGAGCGCGGUCCCCGUCGCCGCCCCCCGCCCCCGUGCCACGGGCAGCAUUGCCGAGUCUGGGGGAGUGGUCGAAGCCAGUCGUCAGGAACACCAAGGAUAUUUUCAGCUGGGCUCACGACGGCCUUCGCGCGCUGGCUGCCACGCAUGGCACAUCGCUGCUAUACGACGUCAAGCGGGCCAUCCACGACGCGACCUACACGACGGCUUUCACCGGCAUAGACGCGCCGGGGACGGCAGGAGCUGUGCUCGCGGCAAGUCUGGAGGAUAUCCUGGGCGAGCCCGUUCGCCCCAUGCGCCACCUGUGCUCCAUUGAGAUCGCGCCAGAGGCGAACAAGGAGCUCGCCCACCUGCCGCACAGCCUCCCGGAGCACAUGUUCACCGACAUCAUGGACUUCUGGCAGCCUGAGAUGAAGGCCAGCAUCACGAAGCUGCUUGCUAGCGAACACGGCGUCACGCUGAAGGACCUGGUGGCGAUCGUGAAGGAAGCGAGGCACCCGCAGUCGUCCUCGCGGCCCGUGCGGACGUUCGCGCGUUGCGCCCGGUGCCGGGGCUGGUGCUCUCACCCGACGGGCAAGGUGCAUUGGGCGGGGACUCCGUGCCCAGAUUGGGCCCCCAUUGGCACCAACGAGGGGGCGGAUGGCCAGAGUUCGUGCCUGUUGGCAAUCUGGGCGGCCCUUCGCCUCGUGCUGCAGGAAGUAGUGGUGCUGCACGAAAACUCACAUCGCUUUGAUGUGGAGAUUCUUCGGCAGUUGCUGGGCAAGACCUACAUCAUCUUCAGCCACGUCGUGGAGCCGCCCGAGUUCGGCUGGCCAGUCCGACGCCAGCGUCGUUUCACGCUCCUCCUGCACAAGACCUUCGUCAUGGAGGCUCGCAGCACCUUGGCCAACACGAUCCCCCUCUUCUAUCGGACCCUUCGGUGCACGCUGGAUCAGUUCUGCAUCGCCGAUGCUGCCGAGCUCAAGGCGGAGCUGGAGUGGGCCCGCAAUCGGCCUUUGAGUCGUGCUCGCGGCGUGCCGGUGACAGACGCGGACCUCAUCCCUUCAAGCCGAGCGUUUCUGGACAGCCUCACCACGUGGGAGCUGGAGAACCUCCGAGAGUACCAGAGGGGCUCGCCGACGCCGUUCGUGUGCCACAACUUGAGUCAGGACGCGAAGAAAGACAGGGGUUGGUCAAGCACUGAGUGCUUCCUCAGCGCGGUGAUUCGCAAUCCGCAGGUGAUCUGGUACGAUGCGAUCCAGCGCUGGCUCACGCCGUUCGAGCUCGGGGCUGCGCAGGGCUUCCCCGUGAGGGAGGAUCUUGCCACGCCGCGCGGGCCCAGCCGGGCCCUGAGCUCGUUUAAUCGGGCGCGCCCGCGCCAGCGAGCCCAGGUCAUGCAGCAAUUCGGGAACAGCAUGAAUCUUCAUGUGUGCGGGGUGCAUUGGCUCUACGUCCUAGCUGAG
Messenger RNA from Prorocentrum cordatum, 2274 nucleotides. NCBI's taxonomy places the organism in Eukaryota, Dinophyceae, Prorocentrales, Prorocentraceae. The record is from the annotation of a GenBank genome assembly.